GUCCACUGUUUGUAUCGUUUUUACCGAUAGGCUCGUGCGGAAGAAAAUAAAAGAUUUUAGUUGGCGAUUCGAGUCGAAAAUAAUUAAAAAAUGCAGAUGCAAACGUACAAGCUGGUCGUCGUCGGUGGCGGCGGCGUUGGAAAGUCAGCCAUAACGAUACAGUUCAUACAGAGCUACUUUGUCACAGACUACGAUCCCACCAUCGAGGACUCGUACACGAAACAAUGCGUCAUCGACGAUGUGCCAGCCAAAUUGGACAUUCUGGAUACGGCUGGCCAGGAGGAGUUCAGUGCUAUGCGCGAGCAGUACAUGCGCUCCGGCGAAGGCUUUCUGCUUGUAUUCUCGCUCAACGAUCAUUCCAGCUUCGAUGAGAUACCAAAGUUUCAGCGCCAGAUAUUGAGGGUGAAGGAUCGCGACGAGUUCCCCAUGCUGAUGGUUGGCAACAAGUGCGACCUGGAGCACCAGCGACAGGUCGGCCUGGAGGAGGCCCAAAACACAAGCAGAAACCUGAUUAUACCUUAUAUCGAGUGCAGUGCCAAGCUGCGCGUCAAUGUCGAUCAGGCCUUCCACGAGCUGGUGCGGAUUGUGCGCAAAUUCCAGAUUGCCGAGCGACCCUUCAUCGAGGAGGGAUACAAGAAGAAGGGCAAAAGGAAGUGCUGCAUGAUGUAAGGAUGCAUGCGCCUGUGUCCCCCAAGGUGACCAGCGGAAGCAGCAGCAGCAGCAACACCAACAACAAAUUAACGAGUAUAACACCAAAUUUUAAAAACGCGUCGACUGAGCUAUGAAUUCCGUUGAGAAGACGAUAAACCGGUAAUCAGAAAAGCCAACAACAGUAACCCCGUAACACGUAACCAGUAAGGCAGCCCCAAAACGAAGUGCAUUUCUUACCUGCCCAAAAACGAACGAAUCGAAUAAGCUUCUCGCCCAACAAUGAAACUCAAAUUGCGUACCUCCAAGCGACAUAGAAACACGCCCAUGCCCAAAAGCCCAUAUUAAAAUUAUAAAUACAACGCCAGAAACACACAAAACAGACACGAAUAACAUACAUACAUAUAUAUAUAUAUACAUAUAUAUUAUAUAUUUUCUACAUAUAUAUUUUUGUAAUAUUAUUUGUUGGAUCAACGACAACAAUUAAGGACAGGACGAAUGUUUUCUAUGAUUAUUACAGAAACUGUGGUUCGCAAAAGGCCAUUUGUUUUUACAUAUAUGGAUGUAUGUAUGCAAACCGAUCCGAACUGAUCCGAUCCCCCAGGAUCGUCGAUUGUCAUUCGUUGGAACGCUUGUUUCGAUUAAGCCAAAAUGUAAUAAUGUGUUAUUGUAAUUUGUAUUGUUAUUUACUACUAAUAUACGCGUACACGUACAUAUUUAUACAUAUACAUAUACAUAUGCAUAUACGUAUAUAUAUUGCUUACAAUCCGACAAAAUUAUGUUGUAACAAAUUGAGUGCCUAAACAAAUGCUAUUCCUCUCCCCCCCUCCGGCCGUACCACCCUUAUUCGCUCGCUCCUUUUGUACUAUAUAAAGCGCACAGCCGUCACUCGUUUAACUAAACAUAAUUGCAAACUAAUCAUAUUUUUGUACCAGUCCCGAAUCAAGUCCUUAAACUACUCGUAUGUGUUGUUUGUUUGUUUGUUUUUUUUUUUGUAUCGCCAAAUGUAUUUGCAACAGUUGCUUCGAGCCGCAAUCUCGUUUAACUCUAUACACUGCUUAAUUUAACGAACUUAUUUUAUUUAAUGAUAUACAUACCUGCCUAUAAAUAAAAAUAUGUAUAUGGAAUAUAUUUAAUAUUAAA
Drosophila pseudoobscura is the source of this 1791-nucleotide messenger RNA. RefSeq names its product ras-like protein 2 (gene Ras64B). The transcript has 3 exons. NCBI's taxonomy places the organism in Eukaryota, Metazoa, Arthropoda, Insecta, Diptera, Drosophilidae. The record is from RefSeq and is a predicted model, not a curated record. Gene Ontology annotation, cellular component: plasma membrane. Gene Ontology annotation, biological process: Ras protein signal transduction. Gene Ontology annotation, molecular function: GTPase activity; GTP binding; GDP binding. Bases 91 to 669 code for a protein of 192 amino acids.